Molecule: messenger RNA, 1035 nt
Organism: Salvelinus namaycush (lake trout)
Lineage: Eukaryota; Metazoa; Chordata; Actinopteri; Salmoniformes; Salmonidae
Product: putative proline-rich protein 21
Exons: 1
Coding region: 1-1035 (344 amino acids)
Source: RefSeq, a predicted model, not a curated record
AUGGGUCCUAGCCCCUUCGCCAUGGGUUCUACCCCCUUCGCCAUGGGUUCUAACCCCUUCGCCAUGGGUUCUACCCCCUUCGCCAUGGGUUCUACCCCCUUCGCCAUGGGUCCUACCCCCUUCGCCAUGGGUUCUACCCCCUUCGCCAUGGGUCCUACCCCAUUCGCCAUGGGUCCUACCCCCUUCGCCAUGGGUCCUACCCCCUUCGCCAUGGGUCCUACCCCCUUCGCCAUGGGUCCUACCCCAUUCGCCAUGGGUCCUACCCCCUUCGCCAUGGGUCCUACCCCCUUCGCCAUGGGUCCUACCCCCUUCGCCAUGGGUCCUACCCCAUUCGCCAUGGGUCCUACCCCCUUCGCCAUGGGUCCUACCCCCUUCGCCAUGGGUCCUACCCCCUUCGCCAUGGGUUCUACCCCCUUCGCCAUGGGUUCUACCCCCUUCGCCAUGGGUCCUACCCCUUUCGCCAUGGGUCCUACCCCCUUCGCCAUGGGUCCUACCCCCUUCGCCAUGGGUCCUACCCCUUUCGCCAUGGGUCCUACCCCCUUCGCCAUGGGUCCUACCCCCUUCGCCAUGGGUCCUACCCCCUUCGCCAUGGGUCCUACCCCCUUCGCCAUGGGUUCUACCCCCUUCGCCAUGGGUUCUACCCCCUUCGCCAUGGGUCCUACCCCCUUCGCCAUGGGUCCUACCCCCUUCGCCAUGUUUCCUACCCCCUUCGCCAUGGGUAGUACCCCCUUCGCCAUGGGUCCUAGCCCCUUCGCCAUGGGUUCUACCCCCUUCGCCAUGGGUCCUACCCCCUUCGCCAUGGGUACUACCCCCUUCGCCAUGGGUCCUACCCCCUUCGCCAUGGGUUCUACCCCCUUCGCCAUGGGUCCUACCCCCCUUUCCCAUAGUCCUACCCCCUUCGCCAUGGGUUCUACCCCCCUUUCCCAUAGUCCUACCCCCUUCGCCAUGGGUUCUACCCCCUUCGCCAUGUUUCCUACCCAACUUUCCCAUAGUCCUACCCCCCUUCGCCAUGUUUCCUACCCCCCUUUCCCAUAG